GUUGAUAAGCGUGCAAUACAUAUACGGUCAAGGUGACUGCAUGAGUUCCCUAUUCACGUGUCAUGCUUCGAUGAUUGAUCUUCGCUGCAGCUGAACCGGCGCAGCUACCUCUCCAUGGCUAGCAAUCGCGUCCCGAUUAACUACGAAGUACCUGCCUUUCCGUCAUUGUACGAUCCCUUGCCGGCGCAUCAUGAACAAGCAUACUACCUAUUCUACACGAAGGACAUCUGGCGCUUCACACUUUUCUGGACGCUGAUAUUCUACGGCGCGACACAUCUCACUGUUGCUGGGUGCGCGGUAUUGACUCAUUUCCGUAACUGGAAUGUGAUAUGGAUUGUGCCGUUGGUGUACAUUUUUGUUGCAGCGUUUCAGUCGCUUAUAGCCGGGAGUAUAAUUGGACUUGUCCUCGGCGCGGUGUAUGAAGCAGGCAAUUUCAGGAUGUCAACUUGGCUACCGAUGAUAUGGGGUGGUGUCAAUGUUAUGCUUCUUAUUGUAACCAGCUUCCCCAUGCAAGGUGGCCUUUGA
Messenger RNA from Penicillium samsonianum, 525 nucleotides. RefSeq lists its product as uncharacterized. NCBI's taxonomy places the organism in Eukaryota, Fungi, Ascomycota, Eurotiomycetes, Eurotiales, Aspergillaceae. The record is from RefSeq and is a predicted model, not a curated record. The coding region runs from base 115 to 525 and encodes 136 amino acids. The transcript is spliced from 2 exons.